Molecule: messenger RNA, 1254 nt
Organism: Melitaea cinxia (Glanville fritillary)
Lineage: Eukaryota; Metazoa; Arthropoda; Insecta; Lepidoptera; Nymphalidae
Product: thiamin pyrophosphokinase 1
Exons: 7
Coding region: 294-1175 (293 amino acids)
Biological process (GO): thiamine diphosphate biosynthetic process; thiamine metabolic process
Molecular function (GO): thiamine diphosphokinase activity; thiamine binding; ATP binding
Source: RefSeq, a predicted model, not a curated record
GACAAUUUGACAUUUUAAUUUUAUGCAUGAGUGAAACGACCGCAAAGUUUGAUGCAAUUUUGUUAUUGUAAGGUUAAAUCUUUUCUUAGAACCAUUAAUUAUAAAUAACAUAUGCAUAAUUUCAUAAAAUAUAUUCUUUGAUUAUAUAUAGUAAAAAAAAAGAAUAGUCAGUUUUCAAUUGUUUGUUAUGCAUUAAUUUUAAUGUUAUCAUUGACUGAUAAAAAUAUUUGAAAUAUUUUUGGUAUUUCAAAUAAAGAAAAACUAAGAUCAGAAAAAUUUUGAAAUUAAAAAAAAUGGAAGUGAAAAAUGUGUUAAUGAAGGUUUCUAAGUUAUUAAAUGUCUUCUAUGUACAACAGAAUCGGACAAGCAGCGUGGUCAAGUGUUGGAAAUGGAAUAUCGGUGAAUUUAUUAAAAAUCAAGCAAAUCAAGUAAAUUUGAAAUAUGCAGUACUUAUACUUAACCGAACUAUACCUCAGAGAAACGAUUUCAUAAAAGACUUAUGGAAUAAUGCAACUUUAACUAUAGCAGUUGAUGGAGGAAUGGUGCAUUGGGAUAAUUUUGUAAAUAAACUAACUGAAAAUGACAGAAAGAACAUGAAACUGCCUGAUCUGAUCACAGGAGAUUUUGACUCAAUCACCAAUGAUGUCCUAGAAAAAUAUAAAAAGAAAGGUUGUAAGACUAUACACACACCAGAUCAAAAUCACACAGACUUUACGAAAGCUUUGAAGGAGUUAAAUAAUUACUGUGAACAAGAAAAAAUUCAGGUAGACCAUGUAAUAGCAGUUGCUCAAAGUUCUGGGAGAUUAGAUCAAAUUCUAGGGAAUAUACAAACAUUGUAUCUAGUCAGAGAAGAAAGAUUACUAAACCCCAACACUAAAAUGUAUCUAAUGUCUGGUGAUUGUAUAGCGUGGCUAUUAAGCCCUGGUGCUCAUAUUAUUGAUAUACCAGAAGAAUGUAGAUGCAAUGAAGAAUGCUGGUGUGCAUUGAUGCCAGUAGGGGAAGCUUGUGAUAGUGUUACAACUAGUGGACUUAAGUGGAAUUUAGACAAACAGCAGUUGAAAUUUGGUCGUUUAGUGAGCACAUCAAAUACAUUUGAUGGCUCGGAACAAGUGAAAGUAAAGUGCAGUAACACCCUUCUAUGGGCUAUGGAAGUUCCUAGUUUAACAAACACUUAGUUACCUACUAUACCUCAUCAUAACUGCAAAAAUUGUAAAAGUGGGUUUCAGAAUAAUUAUUAUAAUAGUGAAAUAAAAA